Molecule: messenger RNA, 774 nt
Organism: Ambispora gerdemannii
Lineage: Eukaryota; Fungi; Glomeromycota; Glomeromycetes; Archaeosporales; Ambisporaceae
Source: the annotation of a GenBank genome assembly
AUGAAUAACAACGACGUCAAAAAAACCAUAAUACCCGAGCAAAUUUUGAAAAUUUUUAUUGAUUCUUGUAUCCAAGAUGAACCACAAAAUCGCAUAACAGACAAAAUCAUUACUUUGAUUUCUACGAAUUAUACAAAUGACGAAAAACCAACAAAGUUAUUUCAGCUAGUCGCUCAAAAAUGCAACGAAAAUCAUUCAAAAUAUUUCGUAUUACUGGGUUUCUUUCACGCAUACGGGUUCGGGGCAGUAUGUAAUGAAGCGGAAGCAUUUAAAUGGUAUCUUAAAGCAGCUGAACAUGGAGACCCAAUUGGUCAAUUACGAGUCGCCGCUUAUUUCGAAUCGGGGAUAGGGAAAAAUAUAUCGAAGAGUAGAUACUGGUUCGAGAAAGCUGCGAGCACUGGACUCGCGAUUGCUCAAUAUCGCCUGGCCAGAAACUUGAGAAUAUCGACCGAAAUCGAUAACGAUGAUAUUUCAAAUUCGAUAUUUUGGUUGGAGAAAUCGGCGACAGCUGGAUUCGAUAAAGGAAUUCAUGUGUUAGCCUGGAUAUAUGGACGGGGAAAAGGCGUACCAAAAGAUUUAAAAAAGUCAUUGCAUUGGUAUCGAAAAUUGGAGGAUUCGAAAUCGGGAAAAGCGACGAAGAGCUUGGUGAUGUAUUAUUUGAAUGGGCUUGGUACGGCGAAAGAUAAACAUGAAGCUAUAAAGUAUCUGUAUCGAGCAUUGAAAAGUGGAGUUUAUUGUAAUCAAGUUUUAAAUGAAUUUAAUAAUUAUCGAUAA